Molecule: messenger RNA, 1628 nt
Organism: Ceratitis capitata (Mediterranean fruit fly)
Lineage: Eukaryota; Metazoa; Arthropoda; Insecta; Diptera; Tephritidae
Gene: Sps1
Product: selenide, water dikinase
Exons: 1
Coding region: 184-1386 (400 amino acids)
Cellular component (GO): cytoplasm
Molecular function (GO): ATP binding
Source: RefSeq, a predicted model, not a curated record
GUGCCGAGGGAGAAUGCGAGUUAUUUGUCAAAGCGAGCGCUAAAAGUCAGCCAUUAGUAGUUAACCUUUCAAUCAAAUCGUAUAUUUAUUCACAAUCGUAGUGUUCGACUAUCAAAUAAUUCCAAUUACAUUGGUUAAAUUUUGGAAUAAAUCUUAUAAUCAGUUAAAUAAAUUGAGUAUACAAUGAGCUAUCAAGUAGAGGCAUUAAACUCAGCACAUCUGGAAUUGCAAGGAGGUGGUGGUGGAGCUGAACUUCGUCGUCCAUUUGAUCCCACUGCCCACGAUUUAGAACCAUCUUUCCGAUUGACCAGGUUUGCUGACCUAAAAGGUCGUGGUUGUAAGGUACCACAGGAAGUUCUAGGAAAGCUAGUGUCGGCAUUACAGCAGGAUUAUUCCAAUGCCUCGGAUCAAGAUGCUCAAUUUUUGAACAUGGCCAUACCUCGUAUUGGAAUAGGUUUGGAUUGCUCUGUCAUCCCUCUGCGUCAUGGUGGUCUCUGCCUAGUUCAGACAACCGAUUUCUUUUAUCCUAUUGUUGAUGAUCCAUAUAUGAUGGGAAAAAUAGCUUGUGCUAAUGUAUUAAGUGACUUGUAUGCCAUGGGUGUAACGGAUUGCGAUAAUAUGUUGAUGCUGCUGGCAGUGAGCACAAAAAUGACUGAAAAAGAACGUGAUGUAGUAGUUCCACUAAUAAUGCGUGGUUUUAAGGAUUCUGCUCUAGAAGCUGGAACAACAGUUACUGGUGGACAAAGUGUGGUGAAUCCGUGGUGCACCAUUGGAGGAGUCGCCUCAACUAUAUGCCAACCGAACGAGUAUAUAGUACCGGACAAUGCAGUUGUUGGCGAUGUUUUGGUACUAACAAAGCCUCUUGGUACGCAAGUGGCCGUUAAUGCUCAUCAGUGGUUAGAUCAGCCUGAGCGAUGGAACCGUAUCAAACUUGUGGUUUCAGAGGAAGAUGUUCGCAAAGCUUACCACCGAGCAAUGAGCUCAAUGGCUCGCCUAAAUCGCACAGCCGCUCGCUUGAUGCACAAAUACAAUGCUCAUGGUUCAACAGAUAUUACAGGAUUUGGCUUGUUAGGCCACGCACAAACACUUGCUUCGCAUCAAAAGAAAGACGUUUCUUUUGUUAUACAUAAUCUUCCAGUUAUUGCUAAGAUGGCAGCAGUUGCAAAAGCUUGUGGAAAUAUGUUUCAGUUGUUACAGGGUCAUUCGGCUGAGACUUCUGGCGGUCUUCUGAUUUGUUUACCAAGAGAGCAAGCAGCUGCUUACUGCAAGGAUAUUGAAAAGCAAGAAGGUUAUCAAGCUUGGAUUAUUGGUAUUGUUGAGAAGGGAAACAAAACAGCACGCAUUAUCGACAAGCCCCGAGUAAUUGAAGUACCAGCAAAAGAUUAAUUUAAUAAACAAUAGCUUAUUAUUACCCACUUCAAGUUUGAUAUAUAAAGACAAAGAUGAGGAUAAUUAAAAUUAUUUUUAUUUGCCUACAUUAAAUAUUAAACAAUGUGCUUUCCUUUAUUAAUAUAUUAAUAAGUUCGUGCUCUGUAUUAAAAGAUUUAUUUUAAGAUUUUUAUAUACAUAUGUAAUCGGUCGUACAUUUUUCAAGAAUAAAGAAAAUAUGUAAAUGUUGAGUAUAAUAA